Messenger RNA from Lingula anatina, 2451 nucleotides. RefSeq lists its product as uncharacterized. Lineage: Eukaryota; Metazoa; Brachiopoda; Lingulata; Lingulida; Lingulidae. The record is from RefSeq and is a predicted model, not a curated record.
AUGAAACUCAUUCAGGUAUAUGCACCAACAUCAAGCAGACCAGAUGAAGAAGUAGAACAACUGUAUGAAGAAGUACAACGUCAGUUGACAACAGACUGCCACUACCACAUAGUCAUGGGUGAUUUCAACGCCAAGAUCGGGAUAAAGUCAGACGAACAAGAGCGUUCCACAGGGAAAUUUGGCAGCGGAGAGAGGAAUGAUAGAGGAGACUUACUGAUUGAAUGGGCGACAGCAAAUAACAUGAAGAUCAUGAAUACCGUCUACAAGAAGAAGAUAUCAAGAAGAUGGACAUGGCAAAGCCCAGAUGGAUGUACAAGAAACGAAAUUGAUUACAUCAUGACAAACAGACCGAACAUCUUCACGGAUGUGAAAGUGCUAAACAGACUGGAUGCGGGCAGUGACCACAGAGCAGUAAUGGGAGUGAUUAGGAUCAAUGUCAGGAAGGACAGACAGAAAUGCCUGUCAAAUCCAUCAAAGAGACCUAGUAUUGAGCAACUGGUCAUAAAGAAGGACGAGUUCCAAAUCCUCCUAAAGAACAGAUUCAGUGCACUAGAGCUAGAAGGUGAAGAUGGAGUAGAUGAAAUGAACGAUAGAAUAACGACCACCAUCCUAGAAUGUGCAUCAGAAGUCGCAUCGGCCAGUAUAAUGAAGGACUCGAAGCUCUCAACAGAAACGAGGAUUCUCAUGAAGAAAAGACGGAUGAUGAAGAAAACGGAGGUAAACAACAACAGGGACAUCAGAAACAACAUCGAAUAUGCAGAACUGGAUAAGACCAUCAAGAAGAAGGCAAGGGAAGACAUCAGGAAGCAGAACAUGAAGAAGAUAGCAGAGACCAUCGAAAAUAAAAAGAGCAUGAAAAGAGCAAAGAGAUCCUUUCAACUAGGGCAGGAUAGAAUGCUGACUCUUCUAGACAAAGACGAAAAUGAGCUCACCACACAAGACCAGAUAUUAGAACGAGUAGAAGAAUUCUAUGGAGAGUUGUAUGCCAGCAACAAGGAAAUAGAAAUCUCAACAAAGGCAUGCGAUCUACCAGACAUAACAGCUUGGGAAGUAGAGUCAGCAGUCCAGAAAAUGAAGAACGGAAAGGCUGCAGGAAAUGACAACAUCAAAGCAGAAAUGGUAAAAGCAGGAGGAGAUAUCCUAUCUCAGGAAUUAGCCAGGCUCUUCACAAAGUGCUUACAUCUGAAGGAAAUUCCUGUAGCAUGGAAGAACGCCAACAUGAUCAUAAUGUUCAAAAAGGGCAACAGGAAAGACAUCAAGAAUUACAGACCCAUCUGCCUACUUUCUAAUUUGUACAAGAUUUACACCAAGAUAUUGACCGAAAGGCUAACAAGACAACUAGAUGAAGCGCAGCCAAAGGAACAAGCGGGUUUCAGAGGCCAGUACACCACUACUGAUCAUAUGCACACUGUCAACCAGCUCAAAGAGAAAUGUCUCGAGUAUAACAUUCCACUAUGUGUAGCAUUCGUUGAUUAUGAAAAAGCCUUCGACUCAGUAGAAACCCAGUAUAUACUGGCAUCCCUGCAAGAUCUAGGGAUCGAAGAUGGAUACGUAGACGUCAUCAGAGACAUAUACACCGAUAGCUCUGUAACAGUCAAACUACACAAGACCACCAAUAAGAUCAGGAUCAAGAAAGGUGUACGCCAAGGAGAUACAAUCUCUCCUAAACUGUUCACAGCAGCAUUGGAACGUAUAUUCAGGGAUCUAGACUGGCAGGACAAGGGCAUAAACAUAGACGGUACCAGGCUCAAUCACCUUAGGUUUGCAGACGACAUCAUAAUAGUAGCAGAUGAUGCAAAAGACCUCGAAGAAAUGCUAGAGGCGUUAGCAGAUGAAAGCGCAAAAAGUGGGCUAAAGAUGAACACCAGCAAAACAAAGGUGAUGUUUGGACCACUAACCACCCCUUGCACAGUGAAGGUCAACACCAAAGAGAUAGAAGCAGGUGCCGUUACGAAUUCAAGCUACUCCCUUCCAACUGAAAGUGUUAAGAAUUACAUCAGCGCCGACGGUAUAGCAUCGUGGAUCAAAGCUUGGCUCGGCGUCUUAAGCCGCGAGGCGAACACGGCCAGAAUGACGGACGAGAAUUUAACCGCCGAAGUGGAACAUUUACAUCGCUCAGACAACAACUUCGAAAGGAGUCUGCAGGACGUACAACAAAAAGUGAACAUAAUCCAAGCAGAGAAUGUGGCACUUUCCGGACAGGUGGCGGCGCUAAAGCGUCAGGUGAAGCAAUUUAAAGACAUUUUUACAGAACUAUACCCAGGAUGCAAGGGCCGCUCGGUUACCUUCCAAAACAAAGAGUACUAUUUUGUUGACCCCUCUUCGAAGACCAGCGGUACUCAGGUGAUGGGGCAGGCAUGCUGUCAACUCAUGGGAAAAAACUUGGUGGCCGUGAACAGUGCUGAAGAGUUGAAGUUUAUACAGGAUCAUAUCUGGGGUAACGGUACGUAA